This is a messenger RNA of Asterias rubens (European starfish), 1271 nucleotides long. Its product is annotated as LIM and senescent cell antigen-like-containing domain protein 1. The transcript has 13 exons. Bases 42 to 1055 code for a protein of 337 amino acids. Gene Ontology annotation, cellular component: focal adhesion; cell-cell junction; cytoplasm. Gene Ontology annotation, biological process: cell-cell junction organization; positive regulation of integrin-mediated signaling pathway; cell-cell adhesion. NCBI's taxonomy places the organism in Eukaryota, Metazoa, Echinodermata, Asteroidea, Forcipulatida, Asteriidae. The record is from RefSeq and is a predicted model, not a curated record.
CUUCCGCAAUCGCUGUGUUGAUAUUGAACCGAUCAUCCUGAAUGCCCCACCAACUCAAUAUGUCGCUGGGUGGGAUAUCCAUCUGUACCCGCUGCACUGAUGGGUUCAGAGAGGAUGAAAAGAUUGUCAACUCCAACGGGGAAAUGUGGCACGAGGAAUGCUUUGUAUGUGCUCAGUGUUUUCGCCCCUUUCCUGAGGGAACCUUUUUCGAGUUUGAAGGUAGGAGGUACUGUGAGCAUGACUUCCAAGUGCUGUUUGCUCCUUGCUGUGGAAAAUGUGGAGAGUUUGUGAUUGGUCGUGUGAUCAAGGCAAUGAAUAACAACUGGCAUGCAGAAUGCUUCCGCUGUGAGCUUUGUACUGCCGUCCUGGCCGAUACUGGAUUUAUUAAGAACAGAGGAAGAGCUCUGUGUCGCCCAUGUCAUCUCAAAGAAAAAGCAGCAGGAAGUGGAAAGUAUAUCUGUUUCAAGUGCCAUGGCCUGAUUGAGGAGGAUGGACACAUUAAGUGGAAGAUGGAGUAUUAUCACCCGUAUCACUUCAACUGUUGCAAAUGCGGAGAAGAGUUGACUCCAAGUGCCCGUGAGCUGCGAGGGGAGCUGUAUUGCCUACCAUGUCAUGACAAACAGGGAAUACCCAUCUGCGGUGCCUGCCAUCGUCCUAUUGAGGAGCGUAUCGUCACUGCUCUGGGCAAACAUUGGCAUGUGGAGCACUUUGUGUGCGCUCGUUGUGAGAAGCCAUUUCUUGGUCAUAAGCAUUAUGAGCGUAACGGCAAGGCCUACUGUGAGAUCCACUACAACCUGCUUUUUGGAAACAUGUGCUUCUACUGCAACAAGCCUAUCACCUCAGAGAUGAUGUGUACUAUGAACAAGACAUGGUGUGAGGAUCAUUUCUUCUGCUCCGCGUGUGAUACCCUUCUUAGUGCUAAGAGCAAGUUUAUUGAGUUUGAUCUGAAGCCGGUCUGCAAGAAGUGCUACGACAAGUUCCCCAAUGAGCUAAAGAGAAGACAGAAGAAAGUCGAGACAACCAGCAAGAAGUACGGCAAGGCAGAGAGCAAGUAAACCCGAGACAUGGGUCGUAUGAGGACCUCAAUCUCUAGGGGUAGAGAUGGGGGUACAGGGGAAGGUUAUGGGGCCGUUAGGUGGUAGAGUAGGGAGGAUUGGGAGGGUAGUAGUGGAAGAGAUUAAGGUGGAAAUAAGGAGGAUUUGAAUCUUUGCAUGGUGGAAAUACGAUAUGGAAAGGUUUGUGGUAACCGUUGGUUUCAACUCGACGUUUCG